AUGAUAAGAGAACCAUCACGUCCUGAAACUUCACUUGCUAUUAGUGCACGUCGAACAGAAGCACGCGAUGCAAAACAAGCCAAACAGUUAAUACAAACAUAUACAACAGAUGUAUUUGGUCGUGUCAGUCGUGAAGAAAAUAUUUCUUAUAUUUUGGAACAUUCAAUAUUUUCUUUAACAUUGGAUAAUAAUCACGAUACAUUUUAUGCAUUAGCUGCUUUUUAUGAUUAUCCAAAUGUUCAUGGUGUUUCAUCAAAUGAUUGGGAAGAAAAAUGGUGGAAAAAUUUUUAUGGAAAAAAUGAUGAAACAUUAAAAAUAAAUGCAACUAAUACACUUUUUUUACAUUUAUUUGUUGCGCAUCCCGAUUUUUCUGAAGGAUGUGCACAAGAAUUAAUCAAUGUUACAUUUAAAGCAUUACCAGAAAUAAAUCAAAUUCUUCUUUGUGUACCUCCACAAGUUACACCAGAAAGUGCUUUAGAAAAAUAUUUUCAACCUAUUGAAUAUGAUCGAUCUGAUAAUAAUUGUGUUGUUAUGAUAUGUCAUCGUAAAGAUCAUUUUCCAACAUUAUUUAUUCGAACAGCUCGAGUACAAGAUAAUGAUGAUCUUGCUCCAUUAUUUAAUCAAUACAAUGAUAUUCUUAAACAAACUUAUGGUGAUUUUUUUGUUGCUGAACUUAUCGAAUCACAAGAUGAAAAUAAUAAAGCAUUAGUUGCAGAAUGUAAUGGUUAUGCUAUUGGUUUUAUGAGUAUUUCAAAUGAAGUAAAUAUUGAUAUACUCAAUGAAGUUUAUUCAUUAUCAGCUUUUCAUGGUUUACGUGCAUCACAUCCAGAUGAUCAAUGGAAUCAUCAAAUGACUGAAGAAACUGAAAGUUAUUUACCUAAUUCAGAUAUAUAUAUACAUGGUGAUGCAACAACACAUGAUGACGAAAAUAUUCACAUAAAACCUAAUCCUGUACUUGAAGCUAUGCAACGAGCUGUCGGAAAUGAAGGUUUUAUUGAAUCAUCUAUUAAUGCUACACCAUCAAUUGGUGCAGAUAUAAAUAACAAACAAUCAAAAGUAAAUCAAGGACAGCUUGAUCAUGAUAGUUUAACAGCAUCGGAUUAUAUAACAACACCACCAAAUAAAUCAAUUGAAGAACUUGAUAAUUUACAAGAAGAUGAAAAUAUUAACAAUGAUGCUGUUUUAGAAAUAACUGAUACAUCUUCACAUCGUGCUAAAAUGACUAAAGCACAGUUAGCAGCGGAGGAUCCAUCGAGAUAUAUCAAACCAAAAUUAAUUAGUCAAGCACCGAAAUUUUUUGGAAAAGAAAAAGCUUUUGCUAUUCAAUUAUUUUGUAUUAGUGAAAUUUAUGAAAAACGUUCUUAUGAUUUUCUACAAAAAGGUUUUGAUAUGUUUCCUGAUCGUGAUUAUUGUGUAAUAACAAUACCACAAAUGGUACCAGAAUUUCCACUUUUACAAUCAUUUAUUCGUAUUCCACCACGUGUUAAUUUACCAAAUAUUCAAGAAUUAUAUUUAUUUCAUCGUGCUGGUUUAUUACGUGAUAUUUCUGUUGAACGUGCUUCAGAAAAGCAUCUUGAUGCAAUUAAACGACUUACAGAACAUUUUUCUGCACGUGAAAAAAUUUUAAAUGAUUUUUCGGAUGCUGUACGAAGUCGAAAACGAAGUGAUACGGGUGUUUUUCUCGAUGCUUAUAUCAUCAAUGUUGCUGAUCGACCAAGUGCUUUAAUUAUUUUUAGUAAUGAAGAAAAUAUUGAUUAUCUUCGUUCACAAUAUAAUAUCGAAGAUUUUAUUUAUUUUAAUUUACAUAAACGUAGUGAUCAUAUUCAUUUAUAUCAUUUUGUUAUUAAUCCAAUAUUUGCAUAUAUGACAAAAAUAUUUAUAAAAGAAGUUUUAAGAAAAAUUAAUAAAACAUGUAUUUAUUAUCCAAUAUUUCCACGAUAUGCAGAUGAUGAAAUGCUUAAACAUCAUUCACCAACUUAUGCUAUUCAUUAUCUUUUACCAGUACGUCCACGUCGUUUAAUUCAAUAUAAUUUAGAUCAACUUAAAACGAAUGCACCAACUGAUUGUGUACUUGGUAGAUUACCAAGUUUAAUGCAUAGUCCAUUUGCAUUAACAUUUACAGCUAUUAAACUUAUUAUGGAAACAAAAAUAACAAUUAAUGCUAGAAUUGUUAUUGUUGGUGCAUCGACAGUUGGUUUGGCUGUACUUGAAGCUCUUGUUACAUGCCCUUAUCUUCGUUUUAAUAAUCUUACUUUAAUUUCACCACAUGGUAUACCAGGUGAAUUUCCACCUUCACUUUCUCGAAAUUUAUUUUUACCAUCAAAUCUUGAAUAUGAAACAGAAGAAUUAAAUCGUCUUUCACUUCAUUCAUAUGUUAAUAUUGUUUGUGCCAAAUUAGUUAGUCUUAAUCGACCAAUGAAAUUAGCUAUACUUGAUGAUGAAACUAUUGUACCUUAUGAUCAUUUACUUUUAUGUACAGGAAAUCAAUUUCAUAUCAUUGCACCUAUGCAAGCUACUGUAAUGAAUCCAUUAAGUAAAAAAGCUGUACCACCACAAUCGGAUCGAAUUUUAUUUGAACCUGCACCACCAAAUAUAUUAACAAUUAAUGAUGAAUUUGAUGCUGCAAUGGUACUCAAAUGGCUUCGAAUGACUCAUCAUACUGAACAUUCAAUUUUAAUUUAUGGUGCAACACUUGAAUCUUAUUGUUGUGUUAAUGCACUUCUUGCCAAUGGAAUUUCAUCGAAUUCUAUACACCUUAUUUUUCCUCCUGAUCAUGCGAAUACAAAUGUAUUUAAUGAUUCGACUGUAUUAAAAUCUGUUCAAGAACAAUUAAAAAAAUUAAAUAUUGAAGUUUAUGAAAAUUAUUUAAUGGAUGAAUGGCGUAAUCAAGGUGUUCUUGAUAUUAAUCAACCAAUUGAUCAUAUUAUAUUUCGAACAAAAGAUAAAAAACAUGGCAAAGAUCUUAAUUUAAAAUGCACAACUUUAUUCUGUUUUGUUAAUAAACAAGUUAAUUAUGAUGCAUUUAUAGCUAUAAAUCAAAGUUCAUUAGUAUUUGAUGGACGUCUUGUUAUUAAUGAAAAUAAUCAUACAAAUGAUUCAUUAAUUUAUGCUGGUGGAUCUUUAACAAAAUUUAAACGAGGCUAUUAUAGUGAUGAUCGUACACAUGCUUCUUUUAAUUCAAAAGAAGUUGGAAAUAUGCUUGCUAAUCAAUUGUUUUCAAAAUAUGAUCCAAUUUAUGUUCCACCAAAAACACCAUCUGGCAGACAUCCACUUAUUCCAACAUAUAAAAAACCAAAACGAAUUUAUGCUAUUUUACCAGGAAAUCUUCAUUACUUUCAAAUUUGUGAACCUGGUCCUACUGUUAAAUAUGAAGAUCGAAAACAUAUCGAAAAUUAUGGUACUGAUUUAAUAACAAAUCAUGAAAAUAAUUAUUUUCGUCUUCAUCUUGAUCAAACUGGAAUUGUUCGUACUAUUGUUUGUCUUCAUCAUCAUCAUAAAAUUGAUGCUUAUAAUCUUUCUCAAUUAUAUGGAUUACAUGAACGAUUACUUAAUAAUCUUCGACAACGUUAUAAUGAAGGUCUUAUAACUGAUUUUUUUUCAUAUUUUCAAGAAAAUUGGGCUGUUGCUUUGUAUCAUGAUCGUUUUACUGAUGUACGAAAUGAAGUUCGUGAAAUAUUAAAAAAAACAUUGAUGGACAAUGAAGAAUCAAUUUUUUCAUCACUUGCUUCAUCAAUUGAUAAUGAUUUAAUAUUUAAUGAUGAACAAAAGAAAAAUAUAUUAAAACGAUUUCGCACAGAAGAUUAUAAAAAAGAAAUUGAAGAAACCAUUUUAGGAUAUAUUAAUUAUAAUCAAUAUCAUUUACCAAUGUAUGCAAAACCAACUUGA
This is a messenger RNA of Rotaria sordida, 3885 nucleotides long. NCBI's taxonomy places the organism in Eukaryota, Metazoa, Rotifera, Eurotatoria, Philodinida, Philodinidae. The record is from the annotation of a GenBank genome assembly.